GCCGAGUGACGCAAAGGCGAGCAGACCUCAUGUCUGGCGAUUUAGUCCACUUUUGAAAGAAAACAAAUUUCUUCAAAAGUGUGGGGUCUCCUCACUGAUUCUUGUCGACUUCAUAAUCUUUCAGUUCCUUUUCACCUUCUUUUGUUAUUACCGUCAAUUUCCCUGCGGAAGUUGGCGGUAAUUUCGAACAACACAUCGAAUCUUCUGUGGAGUCGACGGCCAUUUUCAACUUAACUUAUUUAUUAUUCGUCCGAUUCGACACCAUUCUACACUCGAUCGCCACUUCUAUCCGUCUUUUUAAACCAUCUUCUUUCGAUAUUUCGCUUCUUCAAGUUCUGAGAUCGUCGCGAUGGCUCAGAAAACGCCAGUCAGCCUGAUGAACGAACUUGCGAAAGCGAACAAGAUGAAUCCUGAAUACAAAGUCAUCGAAGAGAGCGGACCAGCUCACAAGCGAACCUUCACUGUUCAACUAACCCUGGGUGAAGUAGGCACAUGGCAAGGCAAAGCAACAAGCAUUAGAAGUGCCAGGCAUGCUGCAGCCACCGCGGGUUUGGAGAACUGUGGGCUUUGUAUGCCAGAAAAAGAAAAGCCUAAAAUUCAACAAUUCAACGUGACUCCAACUGUAGAAUUAAACGUGCUGGCAAUGAAGCUAGGCAAGCUGACACAGUAUCAAGACCUGCAGCCUAAGAUCCCAUCGUACCACCAACCACAUGUCAAUAUGGGCUACCAUGGUCUUCAGAUGCAACAACAGCUUACGGGAAUGCACCACCACAUGCCCCGUCCACGCUCCCCUUAUGGCAUCCCCCAUCCAGGGCAGGAGAAUCAUUUUCGCCCUUACAUCCAAAAUGGCUACCGGCCCCGUUCUGCACUUCCUCGCAUACCCAGGAUCGCCUGUGUGAAGCUAAUGGUAGGAGAUAGGGAGUUCUAUGGCGAGGGCCCUGACAAGCAAAAAGCGCGGCAAAAUGCGGCAGAAAAAGCAAUCAAGAUCAUGCGUGAGGAGCUGGCUGCUUCUGGACAAAAGGAGAGUUCUAGCAAUCUGGAGGAACAGAAAGUGUUUGUUCAGAACGCUGAAGCCACUGUUAAUGGUAACAAACCAGACAUUACACCCAAUGAAAGUGUCACUGAGGUAAAAUCUGAGAUCAGUCAAGUGUAUGAGAUAGCCUCCAAACGGAAGCUGCAAGUUGGAUUUGAAGAUGUGAAGAGCAGUGGUCCCCCUCACAUGAAGCGUUUUGUGAUAAGUGUCACAGUGGGUGAGUUUAUGACCGUGGGCGAAGGUUCUAAGAAGAAAGACGCCAAGCUAGAAGCGGCAAAGAAAAUGCUUGAAGAGCUACAGAAACUACCUGAGUUACCCAAAGAGGAGACCAGCUACAAGAACAGUGGCCGGUUUGUUCGUCGCGGGCCUCGUAUCUCGAACUGGAAAACAAAGGGAGAGAUAAAUCCCUCCCUGAAUCCAGUAAGUAUUCUUGGGCAGAUUCUACAGCGCAGACAUGAGCAACCACCCAUCUACCAAAUGCUUCAUGAGAAGGCUAUGGCACAUGACAGAGAAUUCACCAUAGAGGUGACUGUCGGGCAGCACAAGGCUACGGGAGCUGGUCCGAACAAGAAGGAGGCCAAGAAGAAAGCUGCUGAAGCUAUGUUACAGCUGAUUGGAUUUCGCUCUGCUGACGGACAGCCAGCUGCAAAUAUCUCGCAGGCUUCUACCUGGGGUUGA
Messenger RNA from Orbicella faveolata, 1711 nucleotides. RefSeq names its product double-stranded RNA-binding protein Staufen homolog 2-like. Gene Ontology annotation, cellular component: plasma membrane; neuronal cell body; cytoplasmic stress granule. The record is from RefSeq and is a predicted model, not a curated record. Gene Ontology annotation, molecular function: mRNA binding; double-stranded RNA binding. Gene Ontology annotation, biological process: germ cell development; protein localization to synapse; intracellular mRNA localization. NCBI's taxonomy places the organism in Eukaryota, Metazoa, Cnidaria, Anthozoa, Scleractinia, Merulinidae.